GUCUCUCUCUUCGUUCCGCUCGCCGCAAUCCGCACCACCACCACCGCGGCGGAGGCCUAAACCCUAGCGAGUCGAAGCCGCGAUGCCGUCGGCGGCGGGGGGUCCGGUGGCCGUCGUGGCGGCGGCGGCACCGGCGCUGGGGAUAUCGCCGGAGAUGUACCCGACGGAGGACGACCUGGCGUACGAGGAGGAGAUCCUGCGGGAGCCGUUCAAGCUGAAGGGGUGGUGGCGCUACCUCGUCGCCCGCGCCGCCGCGCCGUUCGCCAAGCGCGCCGUCAUCUACGAGCGGGCGCUCAAGGCGCUCCCGGGGAGCUACAAGCUGUGGCACGCCUACCUCCGGGAGCGCCUCGACCACGCCCGCCCGCACCCGAUCUCCCACCACGCCUACGCCUCGCUCAACAACACCUUCGAGCGCGCCCUCGCCACCAUGCACAAGAUGCCCCGCGUCUGGGUGCUCUACCUCACCUCGCUGCUCGACCAGCGCCUGCUCACCCGCGCUCGCCGCGCCUUCGACCGGGCGCUGCGCGCGCUGCCGGUCACGCAGCACGACCGCAUCUGGCCGCUCUACCUCCGCCUCGCCUCGCUGCCGGCCUGCCCCGUCGAGACCUCGCUCCGCGUCUUCCGCCGCUACCUCCAGUACGACCCCUCCCACGCCGAGGAUUUCAUCGACUUCCUCAUCUCCGCGAACCGCUGGCAGGAGGCCGCCGACCGCCUCGCGUCUGUGCUCAACGAUGACGGCUUCCGCUCUGUCAAGGGCAAGACCAGGCACCAGCUCUGGCUCGAGCUCUGCGAAAUCCUCACCAAGCACGCCGAUGAGGUCGCUGGGCUUAAGGUGGAUGCCAUACUGCGCGGCGGCAUACGCAAGUUCACUGACGAGGUUGGCAAGCUGUGGACCUCUCUGGCUGAUUACUAUGUCAGAAGAACCUUGUAUGAGAAGGCGAGAGAUGUUUUCGAGGAGGGGGUUGCUUCGGUGAUGACGGUUCAGGAGUUCAGUGUGGUGUUUGAGGCAUAUACACAAUUUGAGCAGAGUAUGCUAGCGGCAAAGCUGGAGGCAGCUGAGGAGGAGGGUGCAGGGAGUGAUGGGGAAGAUGAAGCGGGCAGGAAGAAUGGGAUGGACAAGCUAUCGAAGAAGUUUGUUGCAGGUUGCUGGCUGAACGAUGAGGAUGAUACUGAUUCUAGGCUGGCAAGGUUUGAGCGGCUGUUGGAUCGCCGACCAGAGCUCCUCAGCAGUGUCCUGUUGCGACAGAAUCCACAUAACGUGGAAGAAUGGCACAGGAGGGUGAAACUUUUUGAGAAGGAUCCUACAAGACAAGUAGCUACAUAUGUUGAAGCUGUGAAGACUGUAGACCCGAUGAAGGCUGCUGGAAAACCACAUACUCUAUGGGUCGCAUUUGCAAAGAUGUAUGAGAAACAUAAUCGUCUAGAUAGUGCUGAAGAGAUCUUUAAAAAAGCAACUCAAGUGAACUACAAGGCAGUUGACCACUUAGCCAGUAUUUGGUGUGAGUGGGCAGAGAUGGAGCUGAGGCACAAUAAUUUUGACAAGGCUAUUGAGCUGAUGAGGCAAGCUACCGCAGAACCCUCUGUUGAGGUUAAGAGACGAGCUGCUGCCGAGGGGGAUGAACCUGUCCAAAUGAAAGUGCAUAAAUCUCUGAAACUGUGGAGCUUCUAUGUGGACCUGGAGGAAAGCCUUGGAACCUUGGAAUCAACUCGUGCAGUUUAUGAGAGAAUACUGGAUUUACGAAUCGCCACCCCGCAAAUAGUUCUCAAUUAUGCAUAUCUUCUUGAGGAAAACAAGUAUUUUGAAGAUGCAUUUAAAGUGUAUGAGCGUGGUGUGAAAAUUUUUAAAUACCCCCACGUUAAGGACAUUUGGGUGACCUACCUCACAAAGUUUGUAAGGAGGUAUCAGAGAAGCAAGUUAGAACGGGCAAGAGAACUGUUCGAUGAAGCUGUCAAACAGGCUCCUCCACAAGAAAAGAAAGCUUUGUAUUUGCAGUAUGCUAAACUGGAGGAAGACUAUGGCCUUGCAAAACGUGCAAUGAAUGUAUAUGAUGAAGCUGUAAGGGCUGUUCCUAAUAGCGAAAAGAUGAGUAUGUACGAAAUAUAUAUAGCACGGGCUGCUGAGCUAUUUGGUGUUCCAAGAACAAGACAGAUAUACGAGCAAGCAAUUGAAUCUGGGCUCCCAGACAGAGAUGUUAUGACAAUGUGCAUGAAAUUUGCGGAACUUGAAAGAAACCUUGGAGAAAUUGAUCGUGCCCGUGCCAUUUAUGUCCAUGCAUCCAACUACGCCGAUCCAAACUCACACCCUGAAUUUUGGAAGAAAUGGAACGAAUUUGAGAUUCAGCAUGGUAACGAAGAUACAUUCAGGGAGAUGCUUCGCAUCAAGCGCACUGUGGCUGCUAGCCGCAGUCAGACGCAUUUCAUACUCCCAGAGUACCUGAUGCAGAGGGACCAGAGGCUAAACCUGGAUGAGGCAGUUGACACUCUGAAACGAGCUGGCGUUCCCGAGGACGAGAUGGCUGCCCUAGAAAGGCAGCUAGCGCCUGGACCUUCCGCUGCUCCACCACCAGCUGCAGCUCCUGCCAACCGGAUGAUGAACUUUGUCAGCGCUGGAGUGCAGGCGCAGGCUGAGAGCAGCAGGCAACCACAGGCUGCGGCUGCUGCGAACAACGAGGACAUCGAGCUGCCCGAUGAGAGUGACGAGGAAGAUGAUGUCCAAAUUGCGGAGAAGAGUGUUCCCGCUGCUGUGUUUGGAGAGCUCGGCAAGAGAGCUGCAGAGAACAGGGAGGAGGAAAGCUCUGGUGCCCAGGAGAAUGAGCAGCUGGGCGCCCUUGAGAGAAUUAAGCGAAGGCGUCAAUGAUCUACCACUUGUCAAGAUGAGAACCCUAAGCACACACCAUUAGCUGGUGACCUUAACGAUGUUGUAGCUGUUAACUUGUAAACAUGUUUUUUUGAGUGGCGUUUUUGCUCUUGUACAAGAAUUUACGGGAGUAAUUAAAUCCUUUGUUGAUCUGCGACCAUUUCUUCGU
This is a messenger RNA of Oryza brachyantha (malo sina), 3026 nucleotides long. Its product is annotated as pre-mRNA-splicing factor SYF1. The record is from RefSeq and is a predicted model, not a curated record. The transcript has 7 exons. Lineage: Eukaryota; Viridiplantae; Streptophyta; Magnoliopsida; Poales; Poaceae. Gene Ontology annotation, cellular component: post-mRNA release spliceosomal complex; Prp19 complex; U2-type catalytic step 2 spliceosome. The coding region runs from base 83 to 2857 and encodes 924 amino acids. Gene Ontology annotation, biological process: mRNA splicing, via spliceosome; generation of catalytic spliceosome for first transesterification step. Gene Ontology annotation, molecular function: protein binding.